GGAGCACCGAGUAGCUUUUCUUCGCCCUACACCUCCUCUGGAGUGGCCGCAUGCAGAGCAGGUCAUCUGAAAACCUUGACAAGUCACCAUCCUGUAUACGUGGGUUCCAACCGGAUCGCAGUCCUUAACUCGUCUUGAGCCGAGAUGUCACUCCAUAGCGCGGCAGACGUGCCUCUCCUUAUCAGUUCGCCCAACUCGUCUUCAGAGCGCCGCAUUUCUCCGUCCUGGAGCAUUGCCCAUCUCAAGUCGCGUCUGGAGCCCAUCACUGGUGUUCCAGCAGGAAGCCAGCAACUGACUUUGCGGGUUGGGUCUCAAGAUGCUGUCUCCAUCACUGCAGCAGAUGAGGAGCAGGCAACCCUAGCUUUGUUCCCGCUGCAGCCAUAUGCCCAAAUAACCGUCGUUGACACUCGUCCACCUGCUGCCCGUACGGAUUUCUCCGAUCUAUCGUCCGUUCCCAAAUAUGAGAUGCCAACGACUGAGUAUGAGACACGGACUGACAGCGUUCUGGCUUGGAAGAAGGCCCAGGGGCUUGGCCGUUUCGAUCCAAACGCUCCGAGCAUCGAGCAGCAAAAGAUACAGGCCUCGGAACGUGAAGUAGAGGAGAGAGGUCUGGCGCUUUCUUCCCGUGUUCGGCUUCUGCCAGUAUCAGAUGCCCGAAGGGGCACAGUGUCCUUCAUCGGCCUUGUUCCUGAAAUCCCAGGUAUCGGUGUCUGGGUCGGAGUUACCCUCGACGAGCCUACAGGCAAGAACAAUGGCUCAGUAAAGGGCAAGAAAUAUUUCGAGUGCGGAACCAACUACGGCGUCUUCGUUCGUCCUGAGCGGUGCGAAGCAGGAGACUUCCCAGCUCUCGAUAUGGGCGACGAAGAUAUGGAAGAGUUGUGAGCACGCUUUUGGAGUUCUCCGAGGCGGGCGAAGCCUGCACGGUGGGGCCAAUACGUACACACCCAACGACAUUUCGACUGCCUCAUCGUAGCUUUUAGUGACGAUACGUGAUAGCUAGCAAUUGCCAGGCUGAUCGAUUGAUAAGUCACUGAGAAUCAAACGCAGUAGAGUAUAACAUCAUGAUAAACAAUGUGGCUCUUCUGAAUUGACCUUAGUUCGUUC
Molecule: messenger RNA, 1104 nt
Organism: Dothidotthia symphoricarpi CBS 119687
Lineage: Eukaryota; Fungi; Ascomycota; Dothideomycetes; Pleosporales; Dothidotthiaceae
Exons: 4
Coding region: 145-882 (245 amino acids)
Biological process (GO): tubulin complex assembly; post-chaperonin tubulin folding pathway; cytoplasmic microtubule organization
Cellular component (GO): microtubule plus-end; nucleus; cytoplasm
Molecular function (GO): alpha-tubulin binding; microtubule plus-end binding
Source: RefSeq, a predicted model, not a curated record